UUUUUUGGCCCCAGCGCUAACAGCGACAGAACCAGACGUAUUACUGCUAGGUACAACAAGAACAAAUAUGAUUGUGAUUCCCAUAAAGGAUUCUCAUUCAUCCUAGUGCUACUGGACUGGUAACUACCGCUGAUUUUGUUGACCACGACUCGUGUGGCCGCUGUGUUUAUUGAAUGGGCACAUAUUUUGAACACUAGAGGACCAAAAUUUUCGCGCCGAGAUGAAAAAGCAACUGAAGACCAAAGCCCGCCCCUUCGACUGGGGCAAGCAGGAGCUGGAAAAGGUUUGCGUGCGGAUCGCUUAUUUUGGGAAAAACUACCACGGCCUGGCGUUCCAGAGCAAGGAAAACCAGCCCACCAUUCAGCCGACCAUCGAGGAGAAAAUAUUUGAGGCCAUGGAAAAGACGAAGCUGUGGAAAAGUUUGGAGGAAGCGAACUAUUCCCGCUGCGGCAGAACCGACAAAGGUGUGCACGCAGCGGGGAACUAUUUCGCCUGCCUGAUGCGGAAGGUUGGGCAGAACCAGUCGAACAGCAGUCCUGAGAGGACCACACGAUCAGUAGCUGCAAAUCAAGAAGCUGAAAGCAGAAUACCAGCGAACAACAAGCCCGACUUUCGCAUCAAAAUGCUGAAUGGAGUCCUGCCGAAAGACAUCCGCGUGCUGCAGAUUUACCCCGUCCCGGACACCUUCGACGCGCGGUUCUCCUGUCUGUUCAGGAUCUACCGCUAUUUCUUCGUCACAAAGCCCACUGCACGAACAACCACGAGAGCAAGCGAUGUAACAACGGAGAAUUCCGCUGCACAGUUGAUGCACCGAAACCUCGCGAACAUGGAGAAGGCGGCCAACUACUUGGUCGGCGAGCACGACUUCCGGAAUUUUUGCAAGAUGGAUUUGGAGCAAACGACGAACUUUGUGCGCCGGGUCCUGUCGGUGUCUUUGACCGCGCACCCGCAGUUUUCGGGCGUGUACCAGGUGGAAAUCCGGGGCAUGUCCUUUCUGUGGCACCAGAUCCGGUGCAUCAUGACGAUCCUGUUUCUGGUUUUGGAGGAAAAGGAGAAGCCCGAGAUCGUCCUGGAACUGCUCGACAUCAACAAGCACCCCCGGAAACCCAACUACGACCUGGCCGACGAGGCGGGCUUGGUGCUUUACGACUGCGUCUUCGACCAGGACAGCAUCGUCAGAAGGCCGAGCAGGAAAACAGAGCCAUCUUUUCCGAUGAAAAAUCAUGUAAGUCUAGUACUGCCCACGGCCACCACGGAGGACGAGGGCGGCGCGACGAGAUGUGUGGCGCCGAGUGCAGCUGAAACUAGUAAUAAAUGUGUCAAAAACACCACCACCACCACCACCACCACUUCUAGUAGUACGCCAAGUCCGUCCACGGUGUCAACGGCCUCAUUCAACACCACGCCUGGAUUUAUAAUGACGUCUCUCUCUGGGAAAUCAGUGGCUACUUGCUUAUCGGAAGAAAACAAUAAAAAUUCUAAGGCGUGCGAUCGCGAUGUCAAAUCUGCACCAGAGAUCAAACUGACACAAAAAUCCACUCCCGCCACGGCAAACACCGUGCACGGAAGUAAAGUGGUCCCGAACAACAAGUUCGGUAUAUGCCCUUCCGCCUGCGUGCCGUACCUGGAGCAGGCCACCGCAGCGCUGCGGGACGCUGCUGUGUUGCAGUGCUUAUCCGAAGCUGCGGGGAUCGCGGAAAUUCUGGAAGCAGAGGAAAGCAACCCGAGCAGCUCCUUAACGUCCGGAACGAUGACGAUGAGUUCUUUUUCCCGACAGACGCUCAACACGGCAUCCGCAUCGCACCAGGGGAAAUUUUCCUACACGCCCCUCCUGAACCGGUCGAAGGCGCCGUCGCUGGAGGAGAAACUGGCGACCUUUGACCAGAAGUCGGACAAGAAAAAACGCGAUUGCUCCACGCUGGUGAAUGACCGAGACGAAGAAAAACUCCUCAAAAUUCAAAAAGUUUUAGCCGCGGAGCAGGGGUAG
This is a messenger RNA of Amoebophrya sp. A120, 1987 nucleotides long. Lineage: Eukaryota; Dinophyceae; Syndiniales; Amoebophryaceae. The record is from the annotation of a GenBank genome assembly.